Molecule: messenger RNA, 7921 nt
Organism: Sander lucioperca (pikeperch)
Lineage: Eukaryota; Metazoa; Chordata; Actinopteri; Perciformes; Percidae
Product: transcription factor Maf-like
Exons: 3
Coding region: 439-1440 (333 amino acids)
Biological process (GO): regulation of transcription by RNA polymerase II
Cellular component (GO): nucleus
Molecular function (GO): DNA-binding transcription factor activity, RNA polymerase II-specific; RNA polymerase II cis-regulatory region sequence-specific DNA binding
Source: RefSeq, a predicted model, not a curated record
UUUUAACUCGUCGGCUGACUGAUGCCUUAGAAAAAAAAUCUAUCAAUCCUAGGGUGGAGUUUUUUUUUCCUCCACAAAGCAACUAUUUGCCUGGGACACGUGCGUGAACCUCUUCAAUUUGGCGCACUAAUCCUAAAAGGAGCCAUGAAGUGUUAAAUGGUAGAAACAGAGACAGCGGCGCUCAGACACCCGCACGCUGGGAGAGAGGGAGGAAACAGCGCUGCUCCAAUGCGUCUGUGCAACACAGACUGAAGAAAAAAAAAACUUAUCGACUCACAAAACCAAAACCUGCGCUGCGCAAUUAAUGCGUGAAAAUCCACUUUUUCUCCGGUUUUGAAGAAAAUAAAUAAAGAAAUCAAGCUGGCUCAGUGCGUGUCUCAGCAGCCCACUUUGACAGGUGCUCCUCACCCCCUUUGGAGGACUGUCAACAGCAAGAGGAUGGCAUCAGAGCUGGCAAUGAGCAACUCCGACCUGCCCACCAGUCCCCUGGCCAUGGAAUAUGUUAAUGACUUCGAUCUGAUGAAGUUUGAAGUGAAAAAGGAGCCGGUGGAGCCCGAUCGCAGCAUCAGCCAGUGCAGCCGCCUGGUCGCCGGGGGAUCCCUAUCUUCCACCCCGAUGAGCACGCCUUGCAGCUCGGUUCCCCCCUCGCCAAGCUUCUCGGCGCCCAGUCCGGGAUCAGGGAGCGAACAGAAGGCACACUUGGAGGAUUUCUACUGGAUGACCGGGUACCAACAGCAGUUGAACCCCGAGGCUCUGGGCUUUAGCCCGGAGGACGCCGUAGAGGCGCUGAUCAGCAGCAGUCACCAGCUCCAGACCUUCGAUGGCUAUGCCAGGGGGCAGCAGUUCGGCGGCGCAGCCGGGGCAGGAGGCGCCAUGGCCGGGGAGGAGAUGGGAUCAGCGGCCGCCGUGGUAUCCGCGGUUAUCGCUGCAGCCGCAGCUCAGAACGGGAAUCCCCACCACCACCAUCACCAUCACCACCACCACACAGGGGCACACCAUCCCUCCUCCGGGUCUCAAUCCGGCGGCGGCAUGGGGGGAAACCACCAGCACCUGCGCUUGGAAGACCGGUUCUCGGACGAGCAGCUGGUGACCAUGUCGGUGCGGGAAUUGAACCGGCAGCUCCGGGGGGUCAGCAAAGAAGAGGUGAUCCGUCUGAAACAGAAGAGGAGGACACUAAAGAACAGAGGUUAUGCCCAGUCCUGCCGGUACAAGCGGGUCCAGCAGCGGCACGUCUUGGAGGGAGAGAAGACGCAACUCAUUCAGCAGGUGGACCACCUCAAGCAGGAGAUCUCCCGGCUGGCCAGGGAGAGGGACGCCUACAAGGAGAAAUACGAGAAGCUGAUCAGCACCGGCUUCAGAGAAAACGGAGGAUCCAGCAGCGACAACAACCCCUCAUCCCCGGAGUUUUUCAUGACGUCAAGAAAAUUCCUCCAUCUGUGAUAGAGAGUUGUGACUUCUCCGCCCCACCACCCUGGAGUCUGAGAUAUCAUGACACUGGAAUGCUGAUGUUUCAAGAGCAACCUCCGGCACCCAGACUGCCAUAAAGCACAAUGUCUCAAAAGCGUCCCAACAGCGGCUUCAGGGCAACCAAUCCACAGAAUACCCAAAGCCAGAGUUCAAAAAUUAAACAAUGAUGAUAUAAAAUAAUAACAGGAGACUGAAAUCACUUUCAAAUUCUUCUACUACAACAAGGGAAGAAACACAGAAAUUAAAGAUCCUGGACUCUGGAAAAACAAUUCUCCACCAUCUGUAUUUGCUAUUCAAAUGGACACGAAUCAUCCCUUAAAAUACCUCCAAAUUGUAAUUUAGAUUCACCAGAUUAUAAAUUAUUAAUACGUAGGUUGAGUCAAAUAACUAACAGAAAAAAAAAUUAUGAUGUCCACACCCCUUUAGCACAUGCCCAGAAAUCAGGAUAUUGUAAAUAUUGUACAGAAAAACAAAUAGGGACAUUGAUAAGAAAUAAAAUUAUUGCAGAAUAUUGUAUAUAGCCAUAAGAAUCAUACCUCUAGUGUGUUUAUAUAUCCAUGAGUGUCACAUGCCCAUUACUCCUUAUUUCAUCUAAGCCCAAAAAGAUUUAGGCACAACGAUUAACCAACGCUCUCUGUAUCUCAAUAGGAAACAUCAACAUCUACGUAGAACUAGACAAGAGGAUACUGAAUUUAAUUGGAAAGACACAAUAUUUGCAAUAUAGUGCACUUUUGCUGGAAAUGGAUGCAUAUGCCAUAGAGUGUAUGCUUAUUAGGUAACCCUGUAUUGUUAGCAAGACAGGUCAUUUGCUUCUUUGAACUUUGCUCUUUUAAAUAGUUGUGAAAUGAAGACUUGAAAACGUUAUAAAAAGCUACUGAGACAAACAGAGAAAAGAACAAACUUUAAGAGAUCCCUGACAUCCUCCCAAAUCUUCUCCCGUCCCACACCUCCCAUUGUAAACUACCACAGCAGAGCUGAACACAACUUUAAUUUAUUCAGUAGUGUAUAUGAAACUCUCUCCUGUACUGUUUAUGUAGUGUGUUUUAGCUCCCGUAGACUUCCGUGGUUUGGCAGCUCUCUUGUAUUGUGCAGUACAGUUAACUUUUAUUCAGUUCAUACCUAACUGGACAUGACAGUGACCCACCAUCCUUCCUGUUUGGCUAGUCCACCUCCUCCACCUCCUCGUCGGUCCAUCAGAGGGCCUGUAUGCCUGCUGACCUCUCUGCAACCAGGCGCUCGCUCAGCUCCCACAGGCUGGAAGCGCUGCUCUGGUCCUGGGCCUGGAUGGACGGCAGGCAGCGGAAGCAGUUGUUGAAGUACAUGCCGCCUAACCCUUCCAGCUCCGGCGCUACGGCACAGUACACCGUAGUGGCUGCCCCUUGUUGCUGUGGACAGAGAAACACAAAGAAAGAGAUAGGAGUUCAGCAGGCGACUCAUGAGACUGAGACAAUGAGGCAGCGUCAGCCUUCGGGAGAAGACAAAAUACAGAGAACCCAUUUACUGACUUAGACAUUAGGACGUGCCCUGUCCAGAAAAAGAACAGUGGACACCGACUACAUCGAUACGUCCUCUGUCAGACACAUACAUCUACACACACACUAACACAGAAAUAGAGACAGCAGGACAGAGUGUCAACAGGAAGAAGAAGAAAAAAGGACUCUACAAGCCGUCUCUCCCCUCUUCCUGCAGCCCAUGAUGAAUGGGUCAUAUUACCAUGGGAACAGCAUAACCCCAUCACUGUACAUAUAUUUAUAUACAUAUAUUUAUUUAUUUAUUUCAAUACCCUGUGUGUACAGGACCUCUGGCUAUAUGGGACCAUAAGAAUGCUACACAUGUAUAGACUCACAGUGGCGAAUGUGAGAACAUGAAAAUUACACCAGCUCCUGUCUGGAGGAAACCACAGCUUUUAUGUAUAGUGUUAAAGAACAGGUUUUAUGCCAUGGUUAUGAAUAUGUAUAUUUUCACAUGAUGUGUAUAUGGGUUCAGCCAGGCUUUUAAAGUUGAGAAAAAGUAUUGGGAAUGAUGCAAAUACAAUUCUGUACCUAGGUGUUUAAAUCAGAAGUUGGAAUAGAUAAGUGAUAUUUUCGCAGACAACACACACACACACACACACACACACACACACACACACACACACACACACACACACACACACACACACACACACGGCUUUCCCUCGGGCUCUUUCUCAGUAAGUCCUCUCUCAUUUUUUUAAGGCAGGUUUAAAUCUGAAUAUCACUCAAGUCUCAACCCAUAAAUUGACUCUGUUUCAUGUUGUCUCAAGGCGAGAUGCACUGUAAAAGAAAAACAGUAUUUAGACGCAACCUGCUAAGUUCUCUAAUACACCCUGUCCCAUCAGUCAGUAAUUAGUAGGGAUAUUCUUGGAGGAGGGAGAUUUCUAUGACAUUUGAAAAUGAAAGUUGAAACUGCAGCAGAAUAAACACGUCAGAGAGAAUUACACACAUAAGCCAACUGCUCAAAGAGGAAUCUUUCAUGUUGCCGCUCUGGCUAAAAGCUGCUGUGACAGCUUCCCUGCAAACUCUGGGGCUGGAGACAACUUCUAUACGACCACAUGAAAUGGCUUGCCUCUUUAUCUCCCAAUGAGAGGCAGCCAGAAUGAGAUGUGGGGCAGAGAGAGUGAGAGGGAACACUGAUAUGGAGGCUGAGGACUAAUGUUUAGCACAGAGCACUGGCACACACUGAGACAACCCCAUAUGCGCAGUAGUCAAACAUGGGCAAGACACACAAACAUACAAACAUGCAUGAUGGAGCCACAUUACAUGCCAACUGUUUGAACAGUUUCCUAAAGCAGCUGUGAGACAAACACACAUGAAGUGGAAAGAUCCAUCAAGGUCUAAAGCAUUUAUACUUUCACAUGCAAGUAGAAAAAUGUGCACAUAAAUACAAAUACAAUGAACAAACUACACACACCAACCAGAUUCCAAGAAUUCUUUUUUUCUCAUCAACACACACCAAACCACAGACACACACACUCACACACAACCCCCUCUCAGCUCUUUGUAAACUUCCGCCAGGAGGAGCCCUGGUGUGUAACGUUGCAGCAGUAGAUUGAGUGUGUUUGAAGUGCAGUGUGAUGAGAGAGCUGGUAAACAGCAGAUGAAAAGGCAGCAUCUCCCUGUGUGCCGCUGUCUGUCUCACCUGCCAGUGGGGCGAUAACUUCAUCCACAUCACAUGUCGCCAUAUCAAACAAAUGCCAAGCAGUGUCUCUGAGUUGCAGGUUCACACACGCUCAGUUUAACUCAUCUCGCUCGCUUAGGGCAUCUGAUUUAGCUCGUCUGAGAGCUAAAUGCUUUUUAAACUCCACUGAAGAUUUCAGCGCUGCAUGCUCUGACUCGCUGACGCUCCCUUGAACUUGGCUGACUUUCAAAGCAGUUUGUUUGUGUCCAGUUACCAAACACUGGUCCUGCUGCUAGUUAAAAUAUUGAUAAAAAUUACUUUAACUUUCAUAAUCCAUAUUUAUGUGGCAGACUUCAUAAUCAUGUCUUCCGUAUUAUUUUUUUUCAAAAGUGCAAAGUCCAUUUCUGUCCUAGAAAAAAGCUGGGAGUCCAGCAAUGUGCUAUCUUUUUGGUGUUUAGCUCAUCCCCCUCACCACUUGACCCUGUAACCUCUGCAGAAGAUAAGGCUGAUGAGAUUAGGCAUUAACAUGCUCAACCACCCACCACAGCCAUCUAUCAUUGUGUGUGUGUGUGUGUGUGUGUGUGUGUGUGUGUGUGUGUGUGUGUGUGUGUGUGUGUGUGUGUGUGUGUGUGUGUGUGUGUGUUUGCAGAUAGGAGGCAAGGGGUGUGCGAGGUAGUGAGAAAGAGAACAAGAGGGUGUAUGCAGCAACAACCUCGAUACAUUACGCAAUUACACAUACACACAUACAGUAUUCAUAUGUGCAUGCCUGAACACGAGCAUGCACUUGCACACGAGCACGAACAGAUACGCAAAUAAACAUUUGGGACAAUCUACACGAAUAGGGUAUAUCACUGAACCAGAGUGCAUCAUACACAUCUGUGGUGUACCAGCCAUUUCUAACCCAUGUGAAACUGUAGAUUAUGCCUGUAAAUUUAGCUGUCUAAAAACUGAUGGAUUUUGCUGUGUGUCUUUCUAUCUUCUGCAACUAAAUGUGAAUCGUUUCCUUGUGUACAGUAGUAACAUCUGUGGUGUUUUAGAGUUGUUCUCUACUACCCAAAGCUGUAAAAUUGGACUUGACUGACAGGUUGACUUGACAGGAGACUUCUGACUGGAUAACACAAUAAUAAUAAUAAUAAUAAUAAUAAUAAUAAUAAUAAUAAUAAUAUGCAGCAAUUUGCCAUGUUGCAGGUUAUUGCAAAGGUUUUGUGUGCAUUUACAUUACUUAAUCAUUGUGAUUAAAUUCAUGAUUGUCGGGUUGCCCUGCCUAUUGCUGUGCAAAUGGCCUAUUCAGAAAGUCAGUAAUGUGGAUCGCUCCACCUACAUACAUUUAUAGAUAUUUCUUAUUAUUCUUUAAAAUGUCUAAUAAUUUCAGUGAUGAGCCUUUGUGUCAGCAAUGUAAAACAUUAUUUUAAAGGGUUUUGACUAGUGCCAUGUCAUUAAUUAGCACAGUCAACAUUCAGAGACCUUACUUGAGACUUGACCAGGACUUUUUUUUUUUUUUAACUUGAUACAAUUACUUGAGACUUCGCUUAAACAUUCCCCAAAAGAAAAACAGCUCUGCUAUUACCACACUGAUUUGGGGAGGGGAGAAGAUGGGACAGAUAAAGUGCACAAAAACAACCAUAAAUCUAAAAUGUUAAAAAAAAAAUAAAGAUUACUGCACCACAGCAAUAUGACAAACCAAAGGAGCAGGACAGUUUUUCUGUGUAUAUCUGCUUUUGAGGGUAACAAAAACACACCCAAAUGCUGAGAAAAUAACUUACAAAAGACCCUGCAAUAAGCUGACUGUGGAAAUACAGCAAUGGGUCUGCACUUAGCCUGGUAUCCACUACUACGGCUAACUGCUCUGGGAUCAGAUCCAAGUCUUCCAUCUCAGUAUCGACUAAAUACCCAUGGACCUCAUGGACUUGCAAUAGAAAUGUCCUUGUAUAGUGUUACGCAAUAAUCAGUUGCUGAAAACUCCAAAUUGAGCGUAUUCAUAAGCAAAAAGCGUAUGUGGUGGAGAUGUGAUGUUGUUGAAUUAACAGUAAUGUUACUUUGCUGUGUUCUGUUCUGUGUCUUCAUCAUCCAAGUUGUACUCAGCCAGAUGAGCUUUCUCUGACCCUAUGCAUGUGACCCUUCACCCCCACAUCUGUAGUUAUGACAUCGACCUCUCCCUCUGACCUGGAUGUAAAUAAACCCAGUACUGUAGAGCAGUCUGUUUUUGGCCCAUCCCUGUACAUACAAACCUGUAAAUACAAACAGCUAUGCAUGCUGAAAACCUAGCAAUUCUUUCAGGUACUUUUAUAAUCCCCAAAUUCUCAUAUGGCAUGUGCUGGAAAAAUAAGAAUACCUUAAAAAAAGUAGAAAAAAAGAAAAGAUUAAAAAAAAAGUUUAAAAUAAAUGAGUUGAUGAUAUUGUCAGGCAAUAUCUCUCUCGGACAGUGUGUGUAGAGUCUUCCUGUUUUCUUACUCCUGUGGGUGGUUCUCUUCCUUUGCCUGUAUUCUGUGUUUCUCCUCACCAUCUGUGGUAGUUGUUGUCAGUUGGCAUUUGUACAGCAGCGAGGGUUGAGGCAGAGCAGAAAAGAGAGGGGGACGUUCAUCAGCUGACCUCUGUGAUUGCACUCCAAUUCAGCAGCAGCAGUGCUAUAUGCUGGCAAAGCUAUAUAUGCCUGGGACACAAUUUGAAAACUUCAGUUCCUGGCAUGAACCAUGGAUCAUUACAGCAUAUGCCCAUGUUUGUCAUACGAAGGCCCUCUGGAUUUACAGCAAGUCAAGAAAACAGUUUUGGUUGGAAUCAAAAUUAGAUUUUUUAUUUAUAGUUUUUGUAGCCUUCUUGAAGUUUGUUAAGCUGUCAAUCACAGACAAGCAACAUUCGUUGAUUUGAAGUACCCACUGUGUAGUUCCAUAAGAUAAAAAAGUGCUGAUGAAUUCUUGCAAAUGCUAUUUUACCUGGUUUUAGAGAAAGACACAUUUUUUGAAAACAGUAAACUACAGAUUUCUUUUCUCAUCUGUAAGUGGUAAAAUACCUGAAUUCUCAAGGUACUUGAUGAAUAAAACGCAUAGAAUCCAAUGUAAUAAGGCUACAGCAUGCAUUUGGAAAUUAUUUCCUGGCUUGUAGCCCCAGUAAAGGGAUCAGAAGGAGUGCAGUGUUUGCCUCAGCCCUCUGCCCAGCCUCGUGGACUAGCUAUCCUGAAAGUGGGAUUCCAAAGGUAUUGCGAUUCUGUUUCAGAAAUGGUUUUUUUCAGCCUGUGAUGUUUCAAAUAGAUGGAGGUGUCUGAUUUUUAAUCUGUGCUAAAGAUAUUUUACAUUUAAUAAAUAACCAUUGAAAUCAAAAA